Molecule: messenger RNA, 7239 nt
Organism: Mycena indigotica
Lineage: Eukaryota; Fungi; Basidiomycota; Agaricomycetes; Agaricales; Mycenaceae
Exons: 22
Coding region: 1-7239 (2412 amino acids)
Biological process (GO): protein phosphorylation; DNA damage checkpoint signaling; telomere maintenance
Cellular component (GO): nucleus
Molecular function (GO): protein serine/threonine kinase activity; protein binding
Source: RefSeq, a predicted model, not a curated record
AUGGAAUCCAUUGGCCCAACUCCUACGACCGUACUCCAUGAUGUGAAAACCGACAGCCAACCACCUAAUUUCCUCGUUUUCCUUGAACAUGUUGCCCAAACGCUCCAGGAAGCCGGAGAGCUUCCACGACCGGAGGCAGACUAUGCCAACGUGGUGGAAGGUCUCUCUGAACAGUUUCUUGCCGCGUUUCCCUCCCCAGCCACUUCUAUGCAGUGGUCUUUGUUGGACGAGAAAGUCAGGCUCGUCGUUGGGACCCUCAGACUCAUACGACUCGCGUCGUUACGCGUUCAUACCCUCUACCAUGGCCCGACGCUUGCGCGGACUAUAUUCAUACGGCUUCUCAAUCUCUCCAUUUUGCUUGAGUGGUGGCAGGACGAAGACAUUGGCGAGGAAAACGGUGUUAUGUCCCCACACGAGUUGCAGAAGAGUGCUAUGGAGACGGCCAGCUAUGUGCUCAGGAUUUUAGGGGACAGUAAAGGCACAUUUGCGCGAUCUCCAGUACCCCUUUGGAAGACAAUGCGAGAGAUUAUGAUGGAGGGCUCAAAGGUGGUUUCCGAUAUCCUGGCGCGUUCCGCCAUCCUCAAAUUCCCUGUUGCUAUUACCCUUUUUGCUUCGGUACCAGUCAAAGAUCAAAGCACACCUUCGUCUCAGGACUCCAAUAUAACCGAACAGGCUUUCACGGUCACCAUCGAGUCGGCCGACCAUAUCGCAACAUUUCUAGCAAACACACUUUUAAUCAUAGCACAGGCCCUCCAUCCAUCCCCCAUCUCUCAUUGGUCGACCGUUGACAUUGCCCGUCAAGUUACUGAGUCUAUUGCUCAGACCGUUUUCUUUUGCACCUCACCGUUCUGUGCAUCGUCUCUGGAGAGUCGUGUGCGGACAGCGCUCAAAUUGAUCCGUGUUCCCCUCGAAUUUUCGAGGCAUAUCCCCAACUUGCCACUCCACCUGUUGCGUUAUCGACUCCUCGAGUGUCCUCAUACCGGUUGGGAUGCCGUUGACGUGGAAAUACUCGAAACUUUUCGGGCCAUGACCUUUGUCUCGCCUCCUCUCGGGGACAUCAAAGAGCUCUUAUCUAUCAUCAAGUCGUCUGGCUGGGGUCAAAUGUCGCCGAGCUGCAAGGCUCUUGUCGUGGGAUAUACUAGCUGUUGUGUCACCAAUCUCCCAAUCGAUGUUGUCCGUUUACUGCGCCAGCUCCUUCCACAUGGACUCGAAUGGGCAAGAGUGCGUAAGGAUAUUGCUGGCAAGAUGGCAAUGGAACGCCAAACUCUAGUGGGAGCCUCGUCAUGGCGCCAUCAAUUGAAAGGUCUUACGCAAGAGAUUAUAUUUCCUCUCACUAUUGAUUGGAUGGAGGGAGAAGAGGGCAUGGGAGAUAAUGAUUAUGCUCAGCGUGCUCUGGACGACAUUGCUUCUCGUUUUUCUCGGGAGUUGAUGGACUCGGAUGCCGAGUCGAGAUUCGUAUUGAUCGACAAGAUGAGCACCUGUCUAUGUUCUGCAGGAGGGUGUGAUUCCUCGGGACAUGUCCAUUCCAAGACCCGGUUUCUACUUUCGCUCGACGCUACUGUCGUUUUCGUCGCACGCGUUAUUGAUGGUCCGGCAAACGAGGCGACCAAUCGUGUAAAACGCCGUGCUCUCAAUGUUCUUGCUGUAGGGAUGCAUCAUCAUUGUGGUGACCUCCCUGGGCCGAUGAUUGAUCGCGCUUGGAAUCUUGUUUGGAUGGGAAUUGCCGACCUAGAUCGCAAUGUCCGACUUGCCGCCGGAUCUGCUCUUGCAGCUUUCAUCGAGCUCUACGUACACAAGGUUGCUGAUGCCGUCGCUCGUUUACCCAGCAUCUUUGAACAGCUGCGAGAAGUAGUUAGGGACAACAGUACGCCUGUCGCAGAGACGUUGUUUAUUGCUGUUGGAUCACUAGGAAGAAUUCAGCAUUUCGAGCUACUGGGACAAGCCCUUACGUUUCUGAUUGGUCAACUCGGUAACUCAAACCCCGUCCUCAAAGGUACUGCCUGCAUGCAGCUGCUUGCUAUUGCGGAACACCAUAACAAGACAAUUUAUGCCCUUUCCCUCCCGCACUUCCACGAAAUCGCCCCUUUCCUUGUCCUGCGAUUGUAUUCGCAACCCGGGCUUCUCGUCGAAGCAUGUCGUCUGUUGAACACCCGACCUCAAGACUUCAUUGAAAUCAAUCUAGCUCGUACCUUGCCCUAUGUGUUUGCUCAUUGUGACGACCGUGCCAUGCAAGAGGUAGCUCAAAUCCUGCACAAGAAGCCGUCCGUCGUUUUACUUCGCCACACCCCGGAGAUCUUGGCCCACAUUUUUCUUCUUCCCGGUCAAGGUCAGACGGAGAAGAGUCUCGCUUGUCUCUUGAAGGUGCUCAGAGAUUCAGCAAACAAAACAGAAAUCGAUCUACAUAGCGUCGUUAAGAGCUCGAUCGUUCAACUGCUCGCGUUGCUGGUUGUGGUCUUAGGUGACGAGGACCCUCGAAAGGCUGAUUGUGCCCUUCCUGCAUUGAAGAAGGUGGAGAAAGUGAUGAUGAAUGGAGACCACGAUCUACUGGAGUCGAAUUUGUCCCAUUUUCUCAAGAAUUACAUGCUGGGAGUUGUCACGGAUGUGAACGACAUGCUGCGCGACGCUCGCGGCAAAAUUCAGUUGGUAACGAAACGACGAAUUUUGAAGAGUUUGGGUCUCCUCGUUAGUCUAAUCGGGGCCGGCAUCAGCAACGUUGCGCCGCAAAUCAUGGCUACGUUCCAAACCAUGGUUGUCAUUCCUGAGCUUUCUGAAGUCACCCUUCAAAGCUGGCACACUUUUCUCUCUGCUCAGUCCACGAAAGAUAUUGGUCCUCAUGUCGGCCCAACGAGUGCUGCGUUCGUUGCUUCUUGGCCGGCCCUUUCACCGAACGGUCGUGUUCUAGCUCGAGAAUGUCUCGAGUACAUCGUCAUCAAAUGUGGUUCUCGUUUGGGUUCCUACCUGGACGAUGUUGUCGAACUGGACAGUGUACCAGAACUGGAGCGUGUUGCAACGCGAUUGAAGGAGCUGCGAUCUUCCUGGUCACCCAAAGAAGAACUCGAAAACAUUCUGGAACGUGUCAUCAGCGAUAACCUCACGGUCACCACUCAAUCGUUGGGCGAGCUUAAAACAUUCAUGCGCAAUCGGCGCAAAGACCUGAUUUCAGGAUUAGCCUCUGGCGACAUAUUUGACCCACUCAUUGGAAAGCUUCUUUCAGCCUUGUUUUCUGCCGCAUCUCGGGAAGGAGAUGGGACCGAAUCAGCGCGGCUGCUUGCGUUCGAAUGUAUCGGUGCAUUGGGUGCCGUUGACCCAGACCGUUUCGAGAUUGGCGUCAACCCGUCCACGAUGGUCAUGGUCACCAACUUUACCAGCGACGAUGACUCUCUUGCAUUCGUUCUUCACUUGAUCAAAGACGUCUUAGUUGGUGCUUUCCGUUCCACGAGCGACAUCCGCUACCAGAACCAACUCGCGUAUUGCAUUCAAGAGCUUCUCAAGUUCUGCAAGUUUACUCCCGCUCUCAUUGGGACCGGCCACAACUCUGUGCCCGUUAAAGUGCGAAAUCGCUGGAAUAGUCUCCCCAAACAUGUCAUUGAAACGGCUGCUCCUCUUCUUGAUGGGCGAUUCGUCCCCGAAGCCACAGCCCAGCAGACGUUAACGCACCCAUUGUACCCUCGCUACCCAACCUACCGCGAAUGGCUUCAAUGGUGGACCUUCCAUCUCAUCUCUCGUGUAACAGGAAAUACUGCGAAAGCGGUUUUCUCUAUUUUUCGUCAAGCUGUGCGGAACAAAGAUGUCGUUGUUGCUCACCACCUACUGCCACAUCUGGUACUGAACGUUAUUCUUUCCGGCACAGGCGACGAUGCCUCCGAUAUCCGCAACGAGCUCCAAGUUGUUCUCCAAGAUCAAGUCGACAAAAACAGUGAAUCUACUGACGAUAAAAAGUUGCUCAGUGCCCAGGUAGUUUUUACUCUUCUUGACCAUCUCAACAAAUGGGUCCGCCUCGUCCGGCAGGAAGUCAGCCACAAGAAAGCGGAUCUCAAGCGACCACGACAUGCAAAUGCUGACCUCGAAGACCAGCUCAUGCGUGUCGAUUCCAUUCUCUCCAACAUCGACCAGCAUCUUAUGGCCCGAGCAGCCCUCAAAUGCAAAGCAUAUGCACGCUCGUUGAUGAACUUUGAGUGGCAAAUUGCAACCGCACAAUCCCGUUCUGCAAAGCGGAAGGACUUGAAUGAGUAUUAUGAACGCCUUCAUGAAAUCUACUCGCAUCUCGAUGAACCCGAUGGAAUGGAAGGCAUGUCAACGCUGAUCCUGGAGCCAACAUUGGAACAUCAAAUACGACAACACGAGAGUACAGGUCACUGGACAUCGGCCCAGAGUUGCUGGGAGGUGCGAUUACAGCAGUCGCCUGACAAUCUCGACUUUCAUCUUGGUCUCCUCCGAUGUUUGCGCAACUUGGGUCAUUAUGAUACAUUGCGAACUCAUGUUCGCGGAGUCCUUACCCGCAAUCCUUCGUGGCAGGAGGCUCUUGCUGGAUACCAGGUAGAGAGUGCGUGGAUGGUGGGAGCUUGGAGUGAUGUUCAGGAACUGGUUGACCGAACCAAAAUUCAAAACCCCUCCAUUGUUAUGGCCCGAGUGCUGCUGGCCAUGCGUUUACGCGAUCCUGAAGCCAUCACAACGACAUUGUCUGUUGCCAGAUCGAUAUUGGGCACUCCCAUUGCGGCUGCGGGUCCCCGAGGUUAUCGUCGCGCCUAUGAUGCGGUCAUGGAUCUACAUCGCACACACGAAUUGGAGCUGAUUUAUGAGGCAUUGAAUUCGUUGCCGACCGGUUCACAAAGACGCUCGCAAAAACGACAGCAAAUUAUCACCCAACUGCAAAGCUCUCUCGCAGGUCGCCUCGAAUCCACUCUCCCAACAUUUCGUGCUAGAGAACCGAUUCUUAGCAUGCGACGGACGGCUUUCGGCUUGAUAAGGACCCCAGGUCAAACAUCUGAGAAGGAAAUCGGUCGCUCGUGGUUGGCCAGUGCAAAAAUCGCACGGAAGGCUGGUCAAUGGCAAACUGCAUACAGUGCGAUGCUCCAAGCUAGGCAAAGCAAUGCCAAUUUUGCAUUCAUGGAGAGUGCAAAGCUCGUCAAAGCUACCGGAGAACCGUUGAGGGCACUACAGGAGCUUGAGAACUCAAUGCGAACACUUGGACUGCUUGACGAUAAGCCGGACAUCAUGGACCUUACAGAGGACGACGACGAAGCCAAGCUGAUGAAAGCCAAAGUGCAAGUUUUACGCGCUCGAUGGAUGAACGAAUCAGAGAGAUACGAUAGUCAAGCCAUCUUCUCUACCUUCUUUGGUUCGACCGAGCUCCAACCUGACUGGGAGAGCUGUCACUUCCAUCUCGGUCGAUUCCAUGACGACUGUUUCAAAAACCUUUCUAAAGAGGACCAGGCUUCGCGGGGGCUUCGUAUGAACGCGUCGACAGUCAAGUCAUAUGCACGCGCUAUUCGAAACGGGUCAAAAUAUGUAUACCAAACUGUCCCCCGCCUGUUGACCAUAUGGCUUGAUCUUGCUGAGGAUCCCAGGACGAGGCAGCAGCAGACCUUUCAACGAAUGAAUGACGUCAUUUCGAAAAUCAUUCGAGAUGCUCCCGUCUACAAGUGGUACACCGCCUUCCCUCAGAUCGUGUCCAGAGUAGGUCACGGCGACAACCAAGAAGACGAAGUAUACAAGAAUCUCGCUCGAUUGAUUGGUCGAGUAUUGGAGGAAUAUCCGAAACAGGCGCUUUGGUUGUUUAUGGCUGUCGUCAAAUCGACCAAGAAAGAGCGUCAAAUGAGGGGCCAAGAUAUUCUCAAGCGCCUCAAGAAUAACCCUAGUUCCACUAGCAACGGCGUCGCCCAUCUCGUCAAUGAAUGCGAAGCCAUGACGUUCGAGCUCUUGAACCUAUGUGACUACCCCAUCAGAGACGGCGACGAUGGGCGAACGCUGUCGAUGCGCAAAACAUUCCCGAAUUUAUUUAAGCGCGGCAAGUCGGACUUGAUCAUACCGCUGCAAGAAUCUCUCACCGCCAGCCUACCCCCGACGUCGGCGUUGGCCUCAGAGCAUCAGCCGUUUCCUCCAGAUGCUCCAACAUUUGAAGGCAUGUUUCUACUGAUUAUCGGCCCCCAGUUCUUCGAUGAGAUUGAGGUCAUGCGAUCACUUGCGAAACCUCGAAAGAUCACGAUGAGGGGGAGUAACGGGCAAAUAUACAUGUUCCUAGGAAAACCGAAGGAUGACCUGCGCAAAGAUGCACGACUAAUGGACUUCAAUGCCAUCCUCAACAAGCUACUCAAGUCGAAUUCGGAGUCUAGACGUCGUCAAUUGAGAAUCCGAACCUAUGGCGUUGUGACUUUGAAUGAGGAAUGUGGGUUCAUCCAAUGGGUCCCGAAUACGACGCCGCUGCGGCCAGUCCUCAUGAAGCGUUACGACGCCAUGCGAAUCAAGAGCUGGGGGCCCGAGAUGAAUGAGAUCUUCGGACGAAUCAAACAUCUACCAGACAAAGAGGCGGGCGAGCUCUUCAGGACCAAGAUUUUGUCCAUGUUCCCGCCGCUCUUCCACGAUUGGUUCAUUGAAAUGUUUCCGGAGCCAUCAGCCUGGUUAGCAAGCCGUUUGGCAUAUGGCCGGACUGCAGCUGUUAUGUCUAUGGUCGGCUUCAUUCUGGGUCUUGGUGACCGACACAGUGAAAACAUCCUGCUUGAUGUCAAUACGGGGGACAUUGUUCACGUCGACUUCAACUGCCUCUUUGAAAAAGGGAAAACGCUGGAGACACCCGAACGCGUUCCGUUCAGACUAACACAAAACCUUGUCGAUGGGUUGGGCGUCACAGGUGUCGAGGGCGUGUUCCGCAUCGCCUGCGAGGUGACGCUGCAGCUCCUUCGAGACAACAAGGAUGUGCUCAUGAGUGUGCUGGAUGCCUUUAUCCAUGAUCCACUUGUUGAAUGGGAAGAUGAAAAACGCAAGCGGGAGAAGGAGAAGGAAACACGGUCGGGACGGAACACGGUCAAGCCCUCUGUGGAUUUGCGUAUGCUUGGCAAGGAUGCGCUCAAGCCCAUUGAGCGGAAGCUUAAGGGUCUGUACUCACCAACAACGGCCAAGGAGCGCCCGACCUCUAGCGAGAAGGAGGUCUCAACAGAGAAUAUGGUGCAGAUGCUUAUUCAAGAGGCAACAGAGUUGGCAAAUUUAGCAAAAAUGUAUCCUGGAUGGGCAUCAUGGCAUUAG